Aspergillus ibericus CBS 121593 is the source of this 1954-nucleotide messenger RNA. RefSeq lists its product as uncharacterized. The record is from RefSeq and is a predicted model, not a curated record. Bases 272 to 1906 code for a protein of 544 amino acids. Lineage: Eukaryota; Fungi; Ascomycota; Eurotiomycetes; Eurotiales; Aspergillaceae. The transcript has a single exon.
AUCAUUAGAUAUGGAUAUAAUGUAUACGCCCCAGCAAGGCGCAAUUCUAUCCGCACAAGUCCAAGCCCAAUGGCCUCAAUCAAGGGCAUCUUCAAAGCCAAAGGUGGGACUCGCCCCGGCCAGUGCGUUGAAAAGCGGCACCGCGUCGGGCCGAGUCAGUCAACACAGAAAGGCGGAGGAAGCUCCAGCUCCGACUCCUCCGCAAAAGACUACAGAAUAGCUCUCGACUAGCGCAUACCACUGACACUCCGUCUGCUUACAGUCUGGCCCCAUGGCCCAAUCCACCGAAGCUACUCACGCGACUUCCGCCCACAUUCCCGCGAUUGUCAAACCACUGGCGCCUUACAUCAAGAGCCGCCAAGAGACCCUCCGUAUCCGACAAGCCUUGACCGUCUACCUACGUUCGCACAUUGACUUCGCUGAGAACGAUCCCGAACACCCCGGCUGUCACAGCCAGUCCCAUCUCUCGCUUUCCGUGCCCCACGAUACGGUUGUCGACGUGAAGCGCAUUCCACCGGAGCUGACGGGGUUGCGGAAAGAAUACCUGGAGGCGCUGCGAGCGAAUGUGGUGGCGAGGAAGAACUUUCAGUCUGCGGUGGAGAAAGCAACUUCUAUAAGGCAUAAGGGGGGCAAGGCUAGAGCGGAAGAAUUAUCCGUGGGCUCAUCUUUGGAAUUACAGGACUAUCUGAAACUCCUUCGCGACCGUCGUCAGCACGCAAAGCUUCAGGUUUUCCAACAUUACUUGCAGGAGCUCAAACAGCGGGAUACGUUCAAGUCAGGGGACUUGGAAGCCAAUGGUGCCCGGUAUCAGCAGCUUGUGCCGCCAGAGGCACUCGAGGAUAUCCAACAUGGCUCCCAAUCAGGAGAGAGCAUUGAAGAGCUGAUGCACAAGCUGGAAAGAGCCAUCAUCCGCGCCAAGGCCCAGCUGGAGAGAGAAAAGGGGCUGCUGGAAGAUCUCAAGGCACGAUGCGCGUUGGAAGGGCCCCGGGAUGUAUCACCCGCAACCAAGGUCUUGGCAUUACAGCGAACGCGGAACGAGUUGGUGCAUUGGGUGGAGGAAAAACUGGUGAGUGUUGGAAACAGCGAAAACAGUGGAGCCGCCCAGGACUUCCGUCCCAAAGACAUCGAGGAGUCUGUGCGCCUCCUGGAGGAGAAGAAAGCACGGAUCGCGCAACAGUAUGCGGCGUAUGCGGACGCUCGCAAACGCCUUCUAGAUGCAGCCUCAAGAGCUUGCCAGCCGAUCGCUCUUCCAUCCACAACCCCCCCAACUCGAUCUCCUAGCAUAAUCCAAGGUAAAAGCGCGACGGAGGAAACCCAAUCGCUGGAUGCAUUGGAAGUUCUUUCUUUUACAAAUGACGUCCUUCAGCCGCUGUCCAAGAGUCAGCGAGCACUAGCCUUACAGAAGUUCUACUUAUCCGGUAUACUUGCCAAGGAGAAAGCCACAACCCUUCGUGUCCUCAACCGGCUGCGUGAUGAGAGUCAUUUACUCCCCGAGUAUCCGAUCCUUGCCCGCCAACCGCGAUUCAAGCACGCGACAGCCGCCCUAGCUUCGCGCCAGGCUACGAACUCCGAACCUGCUAAGCCAGACGACAUUGUUAGUUUGGCUGAGGCUUGGGCAUUUGCUUCGAGUGCAGCAGGAACAAGCGAGCAGGAAUACGUGGAGCACAAGGUAGAAGAAGGAACCGAAUCAGCGCAGGAUGCAAAGCAUGUGCUGGGAGCUGUCUACGAUAUGCUCAACCAGAACCUUGAGUAUACUCUACAAGACCGUGAUGAUGAAACGGGCGAGAAUGAUAUCUGGGCGUCAGAGGCGCGAUUGACCCGGUCGCGAGCCAAGACGCAGCGGAUGCAGCAGUCAGCCAAAGGCCCAUGGGUUAGGCUGCAUGGCCAAGUGGGUGUUGCAGAAUGAUAUACCUGUACUAUAUAAUAUACGAGGAUGCGGUUGGAUUAAACAAAU